GACGCAGUGAGCGCGCUCUGCGUAUGACGUAACGCUUCCAUUUAAAAGCGUGCGCGCGGCGGAAGCGCGCUCUCUUCCCACGGCUUCUGCCCAACAUGGCGCCGCAGAAAGACAAGAAGCCUAAGAAGUCAACCUGGAGGUUUCAUUUGGACCUUACUCAUCCAGUAGAAGAUGGAAUUUUUGAUUCUGGAAAUUUUGAACAGUUUCUCCGGGAGAAGGUUAAAGUCAAUGGAAAAACUGGAAAUCUUGGAAAUGUUGUUCACAUUGAACGCUUGAAGAAUAAAAUCACAGUUGUUUCUGAGAAACAGUUCUCUAAAAGGUAUUUGAAGUAUCUUACCAAGAAAUACCUUAAGAAGAAUAACCUCCGUGAUUGGCUUCGUGUGGUUGCAUCUGACAAGGAGACUUACGAACUUCGUUAUUUCCAGAUUAGUCAAGAUGAAGAUGGGUCAGAGUCGGAGGACUAGUUGGCCUUUGCUUUUAAUAACAUGAAAAUGAGCUAAGGAAAUUGGAUUUUGUCAGCAAAUAAAAAUCAUUUUACUCUAAAA
Molecule: messenger RNA, 545 nt
Organism: Meriones unguiculatus (Mongolian gerbil)
Lineage: Eukaryota; Metazoa; Chordata; Mammalia; Rodentia; Muridae
Gene: Rpl22l1
Product: ribosomal protein L22 like 1
Exons: 4
Coding region: 96-464 (122 amino acids)
Biological process (GO): cytoplasmic translation
Cellular component (GO): ribosome
Molecular function (GO): RNA binding; structural constituent of ribosome
Source: RefSeq, a predicted model, not a curated record